Messenger RNA from Sphenostylis stenocarpa, 1131 nucleotides. The record is from the annotation of a GenBank genome assembly. NCBI's taxonomy places the organism in Eukaryota, Viridiplantae, Streptophyta, Magnoliopsida, Fabales, Fabaceae.
AUGAGCACUCACCACCAACAACAACGUUGUUUCCUCUUCCCUCUAACAACGUUACUUGUAGUUUUCCUCAGCAUCACAGUUUCACCUGUCUCGGCUCGUCUAUUUCCCAACGUGUCCUCAAUCCCAAAGUGGAACACCUCCUACGUGCCACCAGCUGGCGCGUGGAACGCGUAUCUUAACUACACCGGAUGCCAACGCGGAAAAGCCUACGACGGCCUUUCCAAUCUAAAAAACUACUUCCACUAUUUCGGCUACAUCCCCACUGCGCCGCCGUCGAACUUCACCGAUGACUUCGACGAUGCGCUCGAAGCCGCCAUAAAGACAUACCAGAAGAACUUCAAUCUCAAUAUCACCGGCGAGCUAGACGACGCUACCAUGAAGCAAAUCGUGCGCCCGCGCUGCGGCGUGGCCGACGUAAUCAACGGCACGUCGACAAUGAACUCCGGAAAGUCGAACACAACGACCACGCCGAAGUUCCACACGGUGGCUCACUACUCGUUCUUCGAUGGCAUGCCGCGGUGGCCGGAGGGGACAGAAGAGCUCACCUAUGCGUUUGACCCUGACAACAGCCUAGACGACGUCUCCAAGAGCGUUUUCAGUAACGCGUUUAAGAGAUGGGCAGAGGUUACCACAAUCUCGUUCCGCGAAACGUCGUCGUACAGGACUGCGGAUAUCACGAUAGGGUUUUAUAGUGGGGAUCACGGGGAUGGUGAACCGUUCGACGGGGUAUUGGGAACAUUGGCGCACGCGUUCUCUCCCACGAACGGGAUGUUUCACCUCGACCAGGCGGAGGACUGGGUGGCCACCGGCGACGUCACCAAGGCCUCCGUGUCCAACGCCGUGGACCUGGAAUCCGUGGCGGUGCACGAGAUAGGCCACUUGCUCGGUCUCGGACACUCCUCCGUCGAAGAAGCCAUCAUGUACCCUACGAUUACGGCGAAAACGAGGAAGGUGGAACUCACCCAAGACGAUAUUGAAGGGAUUCAGGUUCUCUACGGUUCCAACCCUAACUACACCGUCACCUCUACCUCAGGGAACGAUUCCAGUGACGGUGUUCGCCACGUGCGGGCCACGUGCGGCGUGCUUUUUGCCUCUCUCUUGCUCUUCCUAGUAUUUGGAUUGCACGUGUGA